UUUCUGAAAAUUUUUCAUCGUAUCCUUGUUUAUGAAGAAGUUUCACAGAAUCUUUAUAACUUUCUGUUGAAUUUGAUAUUAGUUCUUCCCAUAUUUAUAGAUUUGCGCCAUCUCAGCAGCUGUUUGUUGGGGUUUUGGGAUUCUGGUUAUAUAUCAAUGAAAGGGGAAGUGCAGCUGGAACCUUCGAGUGAACGGAAUCCAAGCGAUUCCGAUCCUCUGCUCGAGAACAAGGCCAACACUUCCACAGGAAGUUCGAGCGAGAUAAAAGAUGAAGAGAUUGAACCUUUUUCUGCGGCUUGCUGUCGUAUCUGCCUCGAGUACGAUGGUGAAGCAGGUGAGGGAUUGAUAUCCCCAUGCAUGUGUAAAGGCACUCAACAGUUUGUUCAUCGUUCAUGCCUUGACCAUUGGCGCUCAGUGAAGGAAGGAUUUGCUUUUUCCCACUGCACAACUUGCAAGGCACAAUUCCAUCUUCAAGUUGACUUGUUAGAGGACUAUUCUUGGCGUAAAAUCAAAUUUAGAAUCUUCGUGGCCAGGGAUGUGCUCCUUGUAUUCUUGGCAGUACAAACUGUGAUUUCUGCAAUGGGUGGCUUUGCGUACGUCAUGGACAAAAAUGGGAGCUUCAGGAAUUCAUUCAGUGAUGGUUGGGACCGUAUCCUAUCAAAGCAUCCAAUACCCUUUUACUACUGCAUUGGGGUCCUAGCCUUCUUUGCACUGCUGGGGUUUUUUGGUCUCAUAUUACACUGCUCCUCUUUCAACAACAAUGACCCAUGCAUGGCUGGCUGUCGUAACUGUUGUUAUGGAUGGGGCAUAUUGGACUGCUUCCCAGCUUCUAUGGAAGCAUGCUUUGCCCUUGUUAUUAUUUUUGUCGUCAUCUUCACCAUCCUUGGCAUUGCCUAUGGCUUCCUUGCUGCCACAAUGGCUAUUCAGAGAAUCUGGCAAAGACAUUAUCACAUCCUUACCAAGAGGGAGCUCACAAAGGAAUAUGUAGUGGAGGAUCUUCGUGGGUGCUAUACACCGCCAAAACUGGACCGGGAACAUGAAGAACGUCUGAAAAUGCUUAAACUCUUGUAGGACAUAAUGCUUCUUUUACAUGAUAAGAACAGCUCUGGUCGAUGCCUGUGUAGAAUGUGAAUGACUGUAACUUUGUGAAACCUGGCAAAAGUUGAAGUAAAUAACAUGUAUAGAAUGGUUUUCUCCCUUGCA
Nelumbo nucifera (sacred lotus) is the source of this 1203-nucleotide messenger RNA. RefSeq lists its product as uncharacterized. NCBI's taxonomy places the organism in Eukaryota, Viridiplantae, Streptophyta, Magnoliopsida, Proteales, Nelumbonaceae. The record is from RefSeq and is a predicted model, not a curated record. Gene Ontology annotation, molecular function: zinc ion binding.